Halteromyces radiatus is the source of this 1498-nucleotide messenger RNA. Its product is annotated as mitochondrial carrier domain-containing protein. Bases 96 to 1322 code for a protein of 408 amino acids. Gene Ontology annotation, biological process: transmembrane transport. Lineage: Eukaryota; Fungi; Mucoromycota; Mucoromycetes; Mucorales; Cunninghamellaceae. The transcript has 3 exons. The record is from RefSeq and is a predicted model, not a curated record.
AUUUGUUUUUUUUUUUCUUUUAGUUUGUUCUUGUUUCCAAGCAGUUGUUCCCCUCUCUCCAUCUUGUUCUACUCUUCCUUUUUGUUUUCUUUGCAAUGCUCCAAGAUAACGCUAAAACCUGGAGCAUUGAACAACUCUUUACUUGUUUGGAUCAUAACAAAGAUGGUCUUAUUGAAGCCAUCGAUUUGAUAGCUGUUUGUAAGAAGUCCAAUACUCCGUUGAAAGAGGCCUUAUUGACCCAGUUGAAACAGCACACACAACUACAGUCCAAAAAUAUUCAAAUUUCGUAUGCCGAAUUUGCCCGUUUGUUUGACCAUCCAUUAGUCUCAGUCGAAGAAAUUGAUACUAUGCGAAUUAUUGCCCAAGCCAUUACUCCUUCGCAACCAUGGUAUCAAUUUAUGUUGACCGAUACAAUGAAACAUCUUAUUGCUGGUGGUAUGGCGGGUGCUGUUUCUCGAACUGUAGUAAAUCCAAUGGAAAGAAUGAAAAUAUUAUUUCAGAUACAAGGUCCUGAUAUGCCUUCUUACCAAGGUAUUUGGCCUACAUUGAAAAAGAUGUGGCAGGAAGAAGGAAUGGUAGGCAUGAUGCGAGGUAACGGUACAAAUGUACUUCGUAUUAUCCCUUAUAGUGCUUCUCAAUUUGCUGCUUAUGAAUAUUUUAAAAAUUUACUAAUGGAUAAAAAUGAAACAGAAUUGGAUACCCCUCGUCGUUUAGUUUCUGGUGCCUUAGCUGGUAUUGUCUCCGUCAUAUGUACCUAUCCUUUAGACAUGGUCAAAACACGGUUAGCGAUCCAAUCCGCAUCUCUUCGUAUGAAUAACAAUCAUAAUACUCAUACUUCUAUUUCCACCAGUACUGUUCAUAGUACUUCUGUUACACAAAAACUACCGGGCAUUUUUCCUACAAUGAUGUCAAUCUAUCGUCAUGAAGGUGGAUUACCAGGGCUAUACAGAGGAUUGGUACCAACUACAUUAGGUGUCAGUCCGUAUGUGGCAAUUAGUUUUUGGAGUUAUGAAAGUCUAAAAUCCUAUAUUGAUAAUGAAACACCUACCAAACGUUUAGUAUGUGGAGCUCUGGCUGGUUCCAUUGCUCAAACUAUUACUUAUCCUUUGGAUGUCCUACGUCGCCGAUUUCAAGUUGUAGGUAUGUCAAACGCAGGCUACAAAUACGAUGGUACCAUUCAUGCUAUUCGUACUAUGAUCCAACGUGAGGGUGUUCGCUCUUUGUAUAAAGGCCUUAUUCCUAAUUAUCUCAAGGUGGCACCUGCUAUCGGUGUGAGUUUUGUCACUUAUGAAGGCUGUAAAGACCUUUUGAAUGCUCUAUGAGAAAAUGAGGGAAAAUAUGGUUACCCCAAAAAUAUAGAUUUCUCUUAUUCUCUCUCUGUACUUUUUAUUAUUAUUAUUAUUAUUAUUUUUUAGACCUUACUUUUUUUCUCCCCUUUUGUUAUUUAUUGGUUUUAUCAAACCCAUUGUAUUCUUAGAUAUUAUUUCCUACAUAUUCC